GCACAGGGCCGCCCUCUGAGCCCAGCUCUGCUCCGGGGUGAGAGGCGGCAGCGGCCGCUCCCUCCCGUCUCUCCGGGGUGUCCUGUCAGCCAGCAGUUUCCCCCGGGUCCGCAGCGCCGCCUCCGCCGCUGCUGUCCGCGCCUCUCCCACAUCCCCAGCCUCCGGGGGAGCCGCCGCCGCUGCCUCCGCGCCCGCCGCGACCACUGUCCCUAGCGCUUUUGCUCCCUGCUCCACUGUUUCCCCACACCCUGCCGUCCAGGCCCGGCUGGGUCCGGGGAGACUGCCCUGAGGCCGCCGCAGCCCCCAGCCCACAAUCCCUAUACUUACGAUUUGAUUCAGUCGCCACCAAAACUUUGCAAAGUAGUGGUAACACUCAUUUCGCAGCUCAGGACAUGAGCUCACCAAGAUUAAAUACCUUGCUAAAGGUAACACAACUACAGAGUUCCAGGAUAGAAGAAAAUUCAGAGAUGCAUGGUUUGGACCUGGAAGCAGAAAUUUUUGAUGUUGCCAAAUGGAGACUAUGGAUGAGAGACAAGAGUGAUCACAACUACUGGAAGCUUACAGUGGAAGAAGUUAAACACAACCCACCAGGUGACAUGUUAAUAAUGGAAAUAGAAAAUUUAGAAGCCACAAAACAGAACCUCAACCGCCUGAACUCAGACCUUGAAAAGGAUUUGCAGACACUGGAUGAGGCAAAUGAGGCUCUUCUUAGAAAAAUUCAAGAGAAAGAAAAAACCGUUCAAAGUCUGGAAAGAGAUCUCACCUUACCAGCAGAAACUGAUAAAGAGGAGGAGGAGUUGAACCAGAUCAUACUUGAGAAGAAUGACGCUCUGAAGAAUCUGGAGGUAGAGAUAGCAAAGCUGGAAGAAAAGAAUACAAUCCUAAGUAAGAAUGUGGAGGAGCUUCAGGAGAAGAUUUCAAGGGGACUUAAGAAUUUUGGCCCUACUAAAGAAACCCUGAGGAAGAAUUUGGCAGAAUUGAAGGUGAAGCUACAACAGUCAGUAGAGCUCUGUGAACUGCAAGAGAAGGAAAUAGCCAAGGUGCAGAGUGACUACCAACUCAUUCAUGAGCUUUGUGAGGAGCAGAGCCACUGCAUAAGGAUGUACCUGGAAUUGCUGAGGCAGUUGGAAAAGGAAAAAGAAUUGCUGAUACUUAAUAAAGAAAUAGCCAAAGCCCAGAAUUCUUCCCAAGCAGCGAAGCCUGGGUCAAUUCUAGUAGAGACCAUUCAAAAAAACAUGGAGAAGACUAUAAUGAAGAAAGAGAAGAGGUUCUCUUUUUUUAGGCUUUUCCUGUGGCUUUUCUUUAUGGCCCUGAUCUUCAUUGAGCUGCUGGGUUGCCUGUUUUUCCAUCUACAGUACAUAAACCCAGACCUUAUCGUGGACACCCUGCCCAUGCUGAUGAGCAGGAGGAACCAGAAGAGGCUGAGAGACUUCUUAUCUCCUCUCCUCACUCUUGAGUCAGACACCCUUCUUCCACACUAGUCUGGGGUGACCAGUGGGCCUCACAUUGGCCUAUAGGAGAGGAAUUGAGGCUAUGACCUUGUGUAGGGGUGUGGGCCAGGAAGGAAGUAGAAACCUAUGACUCAAGAGCUUCUACUUCACAUCUGAUCUUUUCUUUCAAUUAUUUUCCUUGUUCUCCCUUUGGAGCGUUUCUCUUUCAAAUAAAUAAUGUGUUUGACCAGA
This is a messenger RNA of Heterocephalus glaber (naked mole-rat), 1682 nucleotides long. The record is from RefSeq and is a predicted model, not a curated record. NCBI's taxonomy places the organism in Eukaryota, Metazoa, Chordata, Mammalia, Rodentia, Bathyergidae.